Plasmodium relictum is the source of this 2643-nucleotide messenger RNA. RefSeq names its product conserved Plasmodium protein, unknown function. The record is from RefSeq and is a predicted model, not a curated record. The coding region runs from base 1 to 2643 and encodes 880 amino acids. The transcript has a single exon. NCBI's taxonomy places the organism in Eukaryota, Apicomplexa, Aconoidasida, Haemosporida, Plasmodiidae.
AUGGGAAAAGAAAAAUCAAGAUUAUAUGAAGAAUACUUAAAAGAUGAUAUAAAAAAGGAAGAAUUUUAUGAUAUUAAAAUUGACAGCAAUGACCAAAGAAUUUCAAGUUUUGCAUCGAUGAAAUUUUCUAAUUUAGAAAAAGAAUUUCAAAUGUUUAAUGAAUCCCCAAUAAAUAAAAAAAUGAUAAAUAAAGAAUUCGAAGAAAAUCAAGAUUUAUCUGAAUUAGAAAUUGAGGAAAAAAAGCAAUCAGAAAAAUAUAACGAAGACAUUUUCUAUAAAAAGGAAAAUAACAGUUACAAUGAAUAUGCAAAUGAACACAAUUUAAAAGAUGAAAAUAAUCUGUCAGGAGUCAAUUUUAUUGAUAGCAUUUUAAAAAAUAUUCAAAAUGAUAACAUUUUAGAAAGUAACGACAAAAAAUUUUCUAAUAAUUUGAAAUUUUAUGAAACUUAUGAUUUAAAGAAUAAUGAUGAUAAAGCUAUGUAUAAUAAUGAGAUGGAACAUAUUUUAUAUAUAUGGAAUGGUAAUAAGAAAUUAUUUUUUAGUUGGUGUUCUUCUUUGGGAAAGGGAGAUCUAAAAAAUUCCAUAUAUAAUUUCUGUAUGAAUGUUAUAAACGAUGAAUUUUAUUUAAUACGCCUGGAAGAAUUAAAAGAGGAAAAUUUAUAUAAGGAAGAUGAUAAGAAUAUAAAAAAAAUACAUUUAAAUGAAAACAAAAUUAUAUAUUAUAAAAUAUGUGAAUCAUAUGAUUAUGAUGAUUUUGGAAACAUAAAAAAAAAUGAAGAAUAUUUAAUUAAAAAAAAAAAAAAAAGUUAUGAAAAAUUAGAAGAUUCUCUAAGUUUUCCAGAAGUUUGGAGUGCAAUCGAAUAUACGAAGGAAGGAUCUAAUUUAUUAAAACAUACGGUUUUUAAUAUACCUCAUUUACGUUUUUUUUUUUUAAGUAAAAAUUUACAAUUUAUAAAAUGGUAUUCCUCAAGAAAAUCAGAUGAAGAAUCAAAAAUUUAUUUUAGAAAUAUAAAUAGUUUAGAAAUUAAUAAUAUAGAUGAUAAACUAUUUGAAAACUACAAAAUUGAUUUAUUAAAAAAGCUUUCCUUCAGUAUUACAUACAAUAAUGAAAAGAAAAAAAUAAUUUUAACUUGUAAAAAUUUCCGAGAAUUUAACUAUUGGAUUACUGCUGUUAGGGCUCUUUUGUUUCAUUUCAGGAAAAUAAAGAUUACAAAAGAUAUUUUGUUGUCCCAUUUAAGUGAAUUUACAUAUUUUGAUAAAAAUAAAAAAUAUUCCACUAAAUUAAAAUUAACAAAUCAAUCUGAUAAAUUUUGUGAAUUAAAAAGAGUAGACGAAAAAGAGAAAGAAAAAAUAAAAGAAUUAGAAUCAUUAAAAAAGUUUAACCUUUAUAAUUUAAUAAGCUUUCCAAAUUACAAUAUAUAUCAAAUAAAAACCAAAUUUUAUUUAUUAAAGGAAAGGUUUUAUAAAUAUAGAAUUUUAAUUGAACAAGAGAUAGACGAUUUUUACGCAAAUGAAAAUAUAAAAAAUCUAUGCAAAAAUAAUAAUAAUCAAGAUAGCAAAAAUAUAGCAUUUAAAUCAAUAAGAAAUGAGAUGAUACAUUAUAACUAUAAAAGCAGUCAUGAAAUAAACAAAAUGAGUAAUUAUGAUUUACUUCAGCAGGGAUCUCAUCAAUUUAAUAGUAGUGGUGAUAAUAAUAAUGAAAUUAAUAAUUUAUAUAAAAAUUAUUGUAAUGAUGAUUAUAAUAAUAAUAAUUUUUCAGAAAAUGUUAAUUUAAAUGAGGAUAAGGAAAAUACAAAAGAAAAUAUAAACACUAAAUUAAAAACAAAUAUUUUAUCAUAUGAAAAUUACAAUUCAAGUAAUAAAAAUGUAAAUGAGAAAAAGGAAAUGGAAGCUUCAUUUAAAAAAAAUGAUUUUGAUAAUACCACGAAAUUAGAAGAAAUAUAUUCAUUAAAUAAUCAGCCAAAUUUAAAUAUUAAUAAAACGAAUUUUCUUCAGAAAUUAGAAGAAAAUAAUAUUGAAGAGGAUUCCAACGAAUUUAAACUUUUUUUAAUUAUUAAAAUAUUUAACAGGAUUGAUAAAAAACUUAGAGUUAUACAAAAAAAUAUUCUAGAAAUUGUUAAAAUAGUAAAAUUAGAAGAAUCAAGGCAAAAAAAAAAUGAUGUCAAUUUUCUUUCAUUAGAUAAUAUUUUGAAAUAUACUACUGAUAUCUAUAAAGCUAUUGAAAACAAACUCGUAAAAAAUGAAAGUAAUAUAAAUAUUGAAAAUAUGAAAUUUUUUAAUUCACAGAAAAAUGAUAAUGAAAUAGAUAAAAACAAAUUUAAUAACUCUUUUAACAAUAUUGAUUAUAUUAGUAAUCCUAGUAAUGAAAAUUUACUUAAUACGAAUUACAAUGGAAAACAAAUAUGUUUGCAAGAACAAAAAUUUUCUGGAAAAAAAAUAAUAAAUUCAAGUAAAUUAAUUCAUAAUAUUCUGUUUGAUAUGUGGUUAUGCGAAAUAGAGUUAGGAAAUAUUGAAGACAUUUAUACUAUUUACACUUAUAAUUUAAAAAAGAAAAAUUUUUUAAUUAACUUUGAUGGAAAUAAAAUUCUUAAAACUAUAUCACAACAUAUAUCAACAACAAUUAUGAAAUAUAUAAAUUUUUAA